Messenger RNA from Mollisia scopiformis, 611 nucleotides. RefSeq lists its product as uncharacterized. The coding region runs from base 219 to 533 and encodes 104 amino acids. NCBI's taxonomy places the organism in Eukaryota, Fungi, Ascomycota, Leotiomycetes, Helotiales, Mollisiaceae. The transcript has 2 exons. The record is from RefSeq and is a predicted model, not a curated record.
CCAAUUACUGCGGCGAGUUUGAUAAUGCAGGAGCUAUGAUGAGCGUGGAUGAGAGUUUGCUAUGCUCGUUCCAGAUCCUGAAACCAGCGGAGAAGAAACAAAAGUACGUUUACGGUGGCCUUGGUGCCAGUAGGCCCGUCACUCCUCCGAGGAAGUCCAAAAAGUAAAUGAACAAUUACGAACUUUCUUGUGUAUAGCAGGUUCGGACGCAGAUAAGCAUGCCUUCGCGAUUUCCCCUCGAGUCUCACGACAAUGUUUCGCCCACGCACCUCGAUCCGCCUUGCCUUUUUUCCGCGUACGCCUCGAUCGAUCGAUUUUUGCCAGACCCGAACGUCUUCUCGAUCUUGACGACUCUUUUCCUCAUCAUAAACAUACCUACUGGUACGCGUGCGUACCUUGCGUUACGAAGCUUCCUCUUUGACGACGUAUCCCAACUGUACACAUCUCCUUUUUCUCAUCGCAGAGCUAUCACGACCAACGACCAUACAUCGCGAUUGACACGAAACUACGACUUUGAAAGCGACACGACAUGAAAGUUACACAAAAGAACGGGUUGAUGGACAAGCAGGUUUUUCUUCGGACUUGGUUUCUAUAGACUGGCUCUUCGUGGC